AUGGCAAACUACAUAUCUGUCAUCGUAUGCGCGCAUAUAUUGCUGGUUGUGGCGCAAGCAGCAUUGAAUACCUCACUCAAUACAACCAUCUCUAUAAAUCCAGAAUCGGCCUAUUUAAUACUUCCUAAUUAUCAUGGGAACAUCAAUCAGAGCUUUAUCGACACACAAACAAGCAAUGCGAGUUUAUCAAUCUUGUUUACUUCCGCAAAGUCCUGCGCAUUCAUAUCCUACGAUCCAGAAUUCCUGAAACUUCUCGGUAAAAAUCCCAUAGCCACUCUUAUUGCCCAACGAAAUUAUUCCUUUGCGAAUGAAGCCGGUAUAUGGGUACCGGACCGCAAUGAAGUGUGGUUCACAAGCUCCUCAAUAGACGACACCACGACGAUGUCGGUUCUGAACCUCAAUACCUCCAAAAUACACACCCCAAACACCAGUAUCCCCAUAAUUAAUCCGAAUGGAGGCAUCUAUUUCAACCAUCGUGUAUAUCUCGCUGGUGAUGGUAAUGCCACUGUCCCUCCUGCAAUCUAUGCUAUCGACCCAGCCACAGGCUACACAGAAAUCAUCAUAAACUCCUACUUCGGUGUUCCUUUCAAUGGACCGAAUGAUCUUACAUGGGUAAACCAUCAUGGAACUCCUUAUCUAUUCUUCACCGACGAUCCGCUCUCCUCUCUUUACGAUGGUGGACCGUCAGCAGUUCUCCCAGAUGCCGUCUGGCGUUUCUCUCCCACGACCAAGUCUCUUGUUCCUGUUAUAUCCCGUGCAGAUAUCUUAGUACCUAAUGGAAUCAACGUUAAUGCCGCUAUGGAUACCCUCUACGUUACAGAUACCACAUCCAUCACCACAACAGAUUCUGGUGGAUACAAUUCCGGCUCCAACGCUAUCUAUAAGUAUGAUCUCGAUACUGACAUGUUUCCUAUCAACAAAAGACUAAUUGGAAUCUCGAGAACCGGAAUCCCAGAUGGUAUUCACAUAGAUGAUCAGAAUAGGAUAUGGACGGCUGAGGGUGAAGGAAUUGUAGUGAGAAAUAAUGUAGGAAAGGUAUUGGGUUUGUUUAAUGCGGAGCUCUUCCUGGACGAUCCGGCGGGAGAACCAGGUAUUGAGAUUGCAAAUUUUGCUUUGGCGGGCGAUGUUUUGGUUGUGGAGGGAAGUGGAAUGUUAUGGACUGUGAAGCUUGCGGAGGUGGUUGUGAGUCCCGAUCGCUAUAUACUCUGA
This is a messenger RNA of Botrytis byssoidea, 1209 nucleotides long. RefSeq lists its product as uncharacterized. The transcript has a single exon. NCBI's taxonomy places the organism in Eukaryota, Fungi, Ascomycota, Leotiomycetes, Helotiales, Sclerotiniaceae. Bases 1 to 1209 code for a protein of 402 amino acids. The record is from RefSeq and is a predicted model, not a curated record.